Messenger RNA from Durusdinium trenchii, 381 nucleotides. The record is from the annotation of a GenBank genome assembly. Lineage: Eukaryota; Dinophyceae; Suessiales; Symbiodiniaceae.
AUGUCGUGGGAAAAUCCAAAACGCACAUUGAUUGAGGAAGCAAUUGUGGCUCCUUUUUCAGACCUCCUGUUCUGCAGAGUCGUGCUGAAGUGGCUUGGCCACGCAGGUCUUUUGAGGAGAGCCAGGAGCUGGCGAUGGUUUGGAGCUCGCAUAGUGAGCACUUCGACCGGUGUAGCUUUUCCCGCAGCUGGUUCUGGCAUCUUCGAAGGCGACGCGUGUUGCUUUGUGGAACUGUCUGACUGGGAGGGACACUCUUGUCGACAGAGCUUGGAGAAGAUCAUUGACCCUCCCAAGACAAUCGGUUUCGUUGAGAUCGGCGAAGGAUCUGGAGUUUGGUCUCCUCAACAUGGCCAGACGGGGCCUGAGAGCCUCCUUGCGUGA